Molecule: messenger RNA, 741 nt
Organism: Pleuronectes platessa (European plaice)
Lineage: Eukaryota; Metazoa; Chordata; Actinopteri; Pleuronectiformes; Pleuronectidae
Gene: fgf13a
Product: fibroblast growth factor 13a
Exons: 5
Coding region: 1-741 (246 amino acids)
Biological process (GO): animal organ morphogenesis; cell differentiation; regulation of cell migration
Cellular component (GO): cytoplasm
Molecular function (GO): fibroblast growth factor receptor binding; growth factor activity
Source: RefSeq, a predicted model, not a curated record
AUGGCUGCAGCGAUCGCCAGCUCCCUCAUAAGGCAGAAGAGGCAGGCGAGGGAGCGGGAGAAGUCGAAUGUCUGCCGCUGCGUGAGCAGCCCCACUAAAGCCAAAGGGACCUGUGAAAAGCCCAAUCGACUGAACGUUUUCUCCAGAGUCAAACUCUUUGGUUCCAAGAAGAGGCGAAGGAGACGACCAGAGCCCCAGCUGAAGGGGAUUGUGACGAAGCUGUACAGUCGACAAGGUUUCCACUUGCAGCUGCAGGCAGAUGGAACCAUUGAUGGAACGAAGGAGGAAGACAAUGGUUACACCACAUUCAACCUUAUUCCAGUGGGGCUGCGAGUGGUGGCCAUCCAGGGGGUGCAGACCAAACUCUAUCUGGCUAUGAACAGUGAGGGCUUCCUGUACACAUCAGAACACUUUACGCCAGAGUGCAAAUUCAAGGAGUCAGUGUUCGAGAACUAUUAUGUGACAUACUCCUCCAUGAUAUACCGGCAGCAGCAGUCGGGCAGGGGCUGGUACCUCGGUCUGAACAAGGAGGGAGAAAUCAUGAAGGGGAACCACGUCAAGAAAAACAAGCCAGCAGCCCACUUCCUUCCCAAACCUCUAAAGGUGGCAAUGUACAGAGAACCAUCCCUCCAUGACUUGACAGAGUUCUCCCGCUCAGGCAGUGGCACGCCCACUAAGAGUCGGAGCGCCUCGGCCGUACUCAACGGGGGCAAAGCCGUGAGCCAGCACGAGUCCACGUAG